GUCAUCUGUGUGCGACAGAAACGGGUGAAAGGUAUCCUGAUUGUGGCAGUAUCCAUGGGCAGAGUGAAACCAUAGUGUGAAACAGAGGUCUACAGCAGCAGAAUGAUGAAUGUAAACAGACUCGUUGUCCUCUCUAAGUCUGUGAAAAUCGCAAAGCAGAUUGUCUCCGGUAACGUCGGGCAUGCUGGGAAAGACGUGCUCCUUAUUCAACAGCGGAGAUCCAUUAAAACACACUCCAGAAACCUCGCUUAUGCCAAGGAUCUGUUCCUGGGCCAGGUGAACAAGGCCGAAGUUUUCCCUUAUCCAGAAAUUGGAAAUGAGGAAGCAGAUGAGAUCAACCAGCUUGUUGCUCCAGUGGAAAGAUUCUUCACUGAGGAAGUUGACUCAGCAAAGAUCGACCGGGAAGCCAGAAUCCCUCCAGAGACUUUAGACGGGUUGAAGGAGCUCGGUCUGUUUGGGAUCAUGGUCCCUGAGGAGUACGGUGGUCUGGGAUUGUCCAACACCAUGUAUGCACGGCUGGCAGAGAUCAUCUCAUUAGACGGCUCCAUCGCUGUCACACUAGCCGCACAUCAAGCCAUCGGCCUGAAGGGGAUUCUGAUCGCAGGAAACGAAGCCCAGAAGCAGAAGUAUUUGCCCAAACUGGCCUCAGGAGAACACAUCGCAGCUUUCUGCCUCACAGAGCCCGGAAGCGGGAGCGACGCUGCCUCCAUUCAGACCCGUGCGACGCUCUCGGAGGAUGGAACACAUUACCUGCUGAACGGCUCGAAGUUUUGGAUUUCUAACGGGAACAUGGCGGAUGUAAUGACGGUGUUUGCCCGGCAAGAGGUGGUCAUUGAUGGCGUGAAGAAGGAUAAGAUUACAGCGUUUAUCGUGGAGAGAGCUUUUGGGGGCGUCACUCACGGCAAGCUGGAGGACAAGCUCGGCAUCAGGGGAUCCAACACUUGUGAAGUGAACUUUGACAACGUCCCAGUGCCUUUAGAGAAUGUAAUUGGAGAAGUAGGAAGUGGAUUCAAGGUCGCCAUGAACAUCCUGAACUCAGGAAGGUUCAGUAUGGGGAGUUCUUCAGCUGGGAUGAUUAAAAAGAUGAUUGAACUGACCUCUGAGUAUGCCAUGACCAGGAAGCAGUUUAACAAAAGCCUGGGGGAGUUCGGGAUGAUUCAGGAGAAGUUUGCACUGAUGGCUCUGAAUGCCUUUGUGAUGGAGAGCAUGGCGUACCUGACAGCAGGGAUGAUGGACAGACCGGGCCUUCCAGACUGCUCUCUAGAGGCUGCCAUGGUUAAGAUAUUCAGCUCAGAGGGGGGCUGGAUUUGCGUCAGUGAAGCUCUUCAGAUCCUCGGUGGUCUGGGUUACACAAAGAACUACCCCUACGAGCGCUGGGUCAGGGACUGUCGUAUCCUGCCCAUCUUUGAGGGGACCAAUGAAAUCCUGCGGAUGUAUGUUGCUCUGACUGGAAUGCAGUAUGCUGGAAAAGUGCUCACAGGGAAAAUAAAGGAGAUGAAGAAAGGAAAUAUUGGUCUGGCGUUGGGGAUGGUAGGAAAGAAACUGAAGACCUCUUUUGGAGCUUCAGUGGAUCUCGGCCUGACGGGGAAAGAUGGAUUGGUGCAUCCCAGCUUGGCAGAAAGUGCAAAGAAGCUUGAACAGAACAUCAACCUUUUCGGGUCUUCGGUGGAGAGCCUGCUGUACAGAUACGGAAAGACCAUCGUGGAUGAACAGCUCAUCCUGAAGAGGGUAGCAGAUGUGCUGAUCAACCUCUACGCCAUGACAGCCGUCCUGUCCAGAGCCAGCCGCUCCAUCAGCAUCGGGCUCAGGAAUCACGACCACGAGGUGCUUCUCACAAACACGUUCUGCAGCGAAGCUUUCUUCAAGAACAACUACUUGAUGACUCAGUUGCAAAAACACUCUCCUGAAAACAACGAUGCCAACAUCAAAAAGAUCGCCCGGGAGGUCCUGGAGAACCGAGCCUACGUCUGCUCUCACCCUCUUGAGAGAACAUACUAAGCUCACUCGCGUCCCUGUAGCUGUCUGUGCUCAUUUAUCUGGACUGUUGUUAACACAUGAGCAGUAAGCUGACUGUUAAAUUAAGAGAUUUCUGCUUCGUUUAUUGUAUUUUAUUAACCGUGUCAUCCGAUCUGUUGAGCGCUGAUGAUUUUGUAUGAAGUUUAAUCCAAAGUGCAUAUUAAGCUCAGUGCUACGAGUCAGUCUGCCACAAGACGCUAAUUUUAUUCUUUAAAGCCUAUUUGGUGUAUAAUAUAGUAGCUUCUACAGUAUCCCCUGCAGGCUGGGCUUCAGUGAAACAUGCCUUCAUGUCGUCCUUUUGGAAAUAGAAGAUAUUCUUCUCAUGGUCUGUCAGAGGAGGAGCGGUCCGUUUAUACAGGAGUGAAUGCUGCUUUCUGAAUCCACUGUAAGAAGUUGAACAUUAAUAUGAACACAAACGUUUGAUUAUGAUCUGUUCUGUUUGCUGAGUGUUUUUUUUCUUUUUGAAUAAAAAUGUAACUCAAACUGA
Molecule: messenger RNA, 2503 nt
Organism: Notolabrus celidotus (New Zealand spotty)
Lineage: Eukaryota; Metazoa; Chordata; Actinopteri; Labriformes; Labridae
Gene: acad9
Product: acyl-CoA dehydrogenase family, member 9
Exons: 18
Coding region: 103-1998 (631 amino acids)
Molecular function (GO): flavin adenine dinucleotide binding; acyl-CoA dehydrogenase activity
Source: RefSeq, a predicted model, not a curated record